AUGUGGAGUCUUGUGGUUCUUUGCAGCGUAAUCGCUUUGCAUGGAGUGCAAGGUGAUGAACGCUUCCUAACAACACCCCCUGCGGAGUCUGCAGUUAUUGACUGUGGUGGAUUCCUGUAUUCCUCAAACGGUACCAUUAAAAGCCCCAACUAUCCAAACAACUACCCAAACUAUGCAGACUGCACGUGGUACAUCAGACCUGGCUACAAUAUCGUGAGGCUGGAGUUUCUUUCUCUACAACUUGAGAGUCAUGAACAUUGUGGUUUUGAUGCCGUUAAGGUCUAUGAUGGCUCAAAUACUGGGCAGAGACUCCUGGGGAUGCUGUGUGGUUCCAAUACAUCCACUUUUUAUUCCACUGGGCCUUUUAUGACUGUGCGAUUCAGGAGUGAUAGCAUAGUCCCCGAUCGAGGAUUUCUGGCUGAGUACAAGACUGUUACUGGAGGUUCCUGUAGAUACAACUGUGGUUACACCGUUGGAAACUGCUCUUGCUCCUCUAGUUGUAAAUACAGAGGUAACUGCUGUCCAGACUACAAAGUUUACUGCUCUUCAAGUACUCCAACUACUGUCAGUCCCAUAACAGCUCGUCCCUCAUGUCGUUACAACUGUGGAUCAUACAUGGGAAGCUGCUCCUGCUCAAGCUCUUGUCAAUACUAUGGCAACUGUUGCCAUGACUACUACUCUUACUGCUCUCAAACCACUGGAGUCCCUCCUACAGCUCGUCCAUCAUGUCGUUACAACUGUGGAUCAUACAUGGGAAGCUGCUCCUGCUCAAGCUCUUGUCGAUAUAAUGGCAACUGUUGCCAUGACUACUACUCUUACUGCUCUCAAACCACUGGAGUCCCUCACACUCCCACAGCUCGUCCCUCAUGUCGUUACAACUGUGGAUCAUACAUGGGAAGCUGCUCCUGCUCAAGCUCUUGUCGAUACAAUGGCAACUGUUGCCAUGACUACUACUCUUACUGCUCUGAGACCACUGGAGUCACUCCCACAGCUCGUCCAUCAUGUCGUUACAACUGUGGAUCAUACAUGGGAAGCUGCUCCUGCUCAAGCUCUUGUCGAUACAAUGGCAACUGUUGCCAUGACUACUACUCUUACUGCUAUGGAUGGAAUACCACCCCCACCCCCACAGAAAAACCGUGUGGGGGCAGUCUGUUUGGCUCUGGCUCCCUCACCAGCCCCUAUCACCCCAGUUACUACCAUGACAAUGCUAACUGUGUCUGGCAACUCAGAGCACUAUCUCAAGAAAGACUCUACCUGACAUUCACAUAUCUGCAACUGGAGAACUGCUGCGAGUGCGACUACAUUGCAGUCUAUGAUGGACCAUCUCUAAAUUCAAGAUACUUGGGGAAAGUGUGUAACGACUCUCUGAAGACUUUCCACUCUUCUUCCAACUACUUGACUGUGCUGUUCCGGACUGACGGUUCUGUGGUUGGCAGAGGGUUCAGGGCUGAGUUCAGAAACUCCCUGGCACCACACUUAGGCCGAGUGGACUGCUCCUCAGACAACAUGAACAUUGUGAUUCAGAGGAGCUACCUGAACUCACUUGGCUAUAACAGCUACAGUCUGUACCUGAACGACCCACACUGCAGACCUCAGGUUACCUCAUACCAAGUGGUUUUCAAUUUCCCCAUUAACACCUGUGGCACCACUCAGGAGUUUGACAACGACAGAAUUACCUACACCAAUGCUGUCCGUACUGAUGGCCCAGACCUGGGAGAAAUCACUCGCCAAUCUCACUUUAAGUUGAACGUGAGCUGCAUAAUGGAGCAGGACUCAGUGUCUCAGAUUAUUUAUAGGACGGAACACAAUGAUAACAGCAGCGUCAUAGGCACUGGUAGAUUCAAUACAACUAUGGCUUUCUACACAUCAAGCAAUUUCUAUUACAAGGUGACUGAGGUGCCAUACCAGGUGCAACUCAACCAGUAUUUGUAUGUUCAAGUGGACCUAAGGAGGAGUAACAGCACCCUGGUCCUCUAUCUCGAUACCUGUGUGGCCUCACCCUCACCCCAUGAUUUUCAGACCAGAACCUACGACCUGAUUCGUAACGGAUGUCAUGGAGACAACACCGUCUACACAUACCUGUCAGGUUCCCAUCCCUAUGCACGUUUCAGAUUUAAUGCCUUCAAGUUCCUGCGUGCUACAGAGUUUGUUUAUAUCCAGUGCAAGGUCCUGAUAUGUCCAGCCUCUGACUACAACUCCCCAUGCCGCCAUAAGUGCAACAGAAGGGUGGCUAGAGACCUGGGGUCAGACCAUGACAGCCAAACUGUGGUCCUGGGUCCCAUCACACUCAAAGAGCCUGAGAAAAAGGAAGGGACUCAUCAGGAGGCUGAGGCUUAACCUGACACGAAGAUUAACUUCUCAAAUCAUUACAUAAUAAUCACUGUUGCUGCUGUAGUUCUGUUUAGACAAUGUCUCCUAUUUACUCUUUAUGGCAUAACUUGAUUAAAAGCAUCAU
Molecule: messenger RNA, 2455 nt
Organism: Sphaeramia orbicularis (orbiculate cardinalfish)
Lineage: Eukaryota; Metazoa; Chordata; Actinopteri; Kurtiformes; Apogonidae
Gene: cuzd1.2
Product: CUB and zona pellucida-like domains 1, tandem duplicate 2
Exons: 21
Coding region: 1-2337 (778 amino acids)
Source: RefSeq, a predicted model, not a curated record